This is a messenger RNA of Suillus paluster, 2725 nucleotides long. RefSeq names its product heterokaryon incompatibility protein-domain-containing protein. Bases 236 to 2638 code for a protein of 800 amino acids. The transcript is spliced from 3 exons. Lineage: Eukaryota; Fungi; Basidiomycota; Agaricomycetes; Boletales; Suillaceae. The record is from RefSeq and is a predicted model, not a curated record.
GUUUAGAGGCGCGCGAAACGUAUCGUUUCAACCUUUUUUAGCCUUGCCGUCAACUUAUGCCAAUGGUAGGAUUUAGAAUACACGAGAACAUCGCCAACGGAACACAGCCUCAUCAACUGCCGUACCCAACGUGGACUUACCUGCCCAGUGCCUAUUGCUCACCUAGUACUAUGCACCUGCAACUUUGAACUGCGAGGAAUCAAACCAAAAUCCUUCUGGUGAAUCUGCGCGACUUAUGAUUCCUCCUUUGAAUAGCGCAAUCGUGACUCGGUCAGGGCUUACAGCACUACCCACUGGUAUUAUUGAGACUGUCAGUCCGGUCUCCACACAUGGUUUGGCCCUUGUUGGAAUUAUUGGAGGGCUCGCUCUUGGAGUUUGGGUUGUCUGGCUAUCGGUCGUCCGCACAUGCAAACUCAGGGCAUACGUCGCAUCUGAUGGGACCUCUGAAUCCGCCCCUCUCCUGCAUCCGGAUCAAAUACGAACUGACAUUCAGAGGGGUCAUACUACCACAUUAGACAAGGACGCAUUACUCUGUUCCAUCUGUGCGACUCUGGAUUUUUACCGGAUCUUCCUUUAUGGCAUCCCAGAGCUGGAGGCGGUUCCGCUCGGUUCACUCUCAUCCAUCUUAGAAAAAUCCUAUCAAUGCAGUUUCUGUCGCCUCAUAUCGUUGUAUGUCCGUCGAACACGGAUGUUGGAGAAGUUUCCUCACGUCGAUCUCUCAGGGAUCGAAUGCGAGGUGUACACGAUGCAUUGUGGUUCUCUUCAGAGGCCCCCUUAUCCCCCACCAAAAUAUUAUUUUUGCCGCCGCCUCCACAUCAUUAGGAAGGGCGUUUGGGAGAUACAUCCAGCUCCCGAUGAAGCAGGUCCGCUAAUAAUUCAUCUCAUGCAAGAAGAUGCUUUCAAGUUUGGGAGACCAACAGAUCUUCAUGGCCGCAGGGUGAAGAACACUGUGGAUAUCGGUUUGGUGAAGAAGUGGAUUAACCUGUGCCAGGAGUACCAUGGAGAUAAAUGUGUGAAUGUUUGCAGAAUGGACGGGAAGCUGCCCGGAUUUGUGAGAGUGGUGGAUGUAAUAUCGAUGGCCGUGGUUCCUGCACCUUCUGGGUGUCGUUAUGUCUCCCUCAGUUACGUAUGGGGAAGCAUCGGCGCAGAGUAUUGGACGACGAAGGAUAAUAUAACGGAGCGCUCCAAGCCUGGCGGGUUGAACGCGGCAAACCUUCCUGACACCAUCUCCGAUGCGAUUCUAUUCGUUCGACAACUUGAUGAACGUUACAUAUGGAUUGACGCUCUAUGCAUCAUUCAAGAUGAUUCGCAGGACAAGUCCACUCAGAUACACGCUAUGGACUUGGUCUACGGCCUGUCUUAUUUCACGAUAAUCGCUGCCGGCGGCAAGACGGCUCGAGAUCCUCUCCCAGGAUGCCGUCCACGAACUAGAACACUACAACAACAUAUCGAGGUUGUUCAAGGACUUCAUCUAUAUCUGGCUCCUCCAAGACUUGGGGAGGCUGUUGUUCAGUCAGCAUGGCACACGCGUUGUUGGACCUAUCAAGAGAGCGCGCUCUCCCGCAGAAGGAUAUAUUUCACUGGGCAUCAAGUCUACUUUGAGUGCCGAGAUCAAAUCUUCUGCGAAGACAUCGUCGCCGAAAGCAAGUCUCAAUCCUGUCGCAGCUUCCUUCGGUUCCCACGUGGAGAAUAUUUUCAGAUAGCCUCUGACUCCUUCAAGUUUGAGAGUUACAGGGGGGCCGUUGAGAAGUGUACUCGACGCAAUCUCACCAAGGAAUCAGACAUUGUUGAUGCUUUCACUGGCGUGACCAAUGCUUUGGCAAAUGGCUAUGGGCUCGGUGACCCCGCCAGAGCCUUUCAACAUGGAAUGAUGUUGACGGAACUGCAUCUCACGCUUCUUUGGCAACACGCUCCACAUACACCUCGCGCUCGUCGUUCGCUCCCUGACGGAAGCAGCUCACCUUGGCCUUCUUGGGCAUGGGCUGCAUGGCGUGGUGCUGUUAUCCACGCGGGGGAGGUCGCGUAUGUGGGAACUCAGAUCGGCAAAUAUAGCGACGAACCGCGGGUGGAUGAAACAUUUAUUGAUAAUUGGUAUAUCGUGAACCACAGUGGCGAUACAGUGCAGCUUGACGUUCGCCGGGUUUCCCAUGACUUUCAGACAGAGGAAGAGCACCCUGCAUAUUCUUGUUCGCGAGGGAUCUUAGACCCAACGGAGCUGACACUAGAUAUUCGUCGACCGUUAGAACCAGGCACCCUCAUCUUCCGCACGACUUCCAGCCACUUCGGCAUUACAAGGCGAGGUGGUGAAGAAAACGAGGAAUCAAAUACAUCUAUCUACUAUGGUCUCUUCAAUAUUCUCUCCACCGCAUCUUCCCCUCCCACUUGGAUUGGCACUGCCAUUCUGCCAUUGGACCCUGCCCCGCCGACUUCUCUCGAGUUCAUCGUCCUUGCCCGUUCUAUCGCCGGUGUGCACGGUACGUUUGACGAAGAGAGUUAUAUGCACUAUAGCGGGUGCUUGCUAAAUGUGAUGGCGGUUAGUCAGAAUGGGGGUUUGAUGGAACGUGUUGGGUUGGGCGUCAUUCAUAUCGUUGCAUGGAUUGCUUCGAGGCCGGAAGAGAAGGUAGUGUUUCUUCGAUAAUAGCUGGCGGUGAACCCAUCUAGCUAGUGGUUUGUUCAAAGCAAGAAAAAUAAUUCCAAAACCCUGGUCCUUCUGGUUGUUGAGCGU